GAGCAAAAUUGUCGUGAAUGGCCAGAGGAAGAAGCCUUAUGCAUCGGCCCCUUUAAAUCUCCGCGCCCCGCCCCCUCUCCCGGAGAUCUCCCAGCCUCUUUUACUGCUCGUGCUCAGGCGGGCAACCAGAGCCGCUCUUCGGUUCAUUCUUAAUCGUUGUCGAACUCCCGUUAUGGACCCGGACGGCUGGCCCUGAAACGACAACAUUAAUUUCUUUUAUUGGGGUUGGGUGUUAUUUCUUUAUCUGACGGAGCUCGAAUGGACGUCGCUGGGCUAGAGGAGUGGGAGGAAGAAGCCUCCGCGUCUUUGAGUAGCCUGCCCGGAGCGGAGUGGCAUGUUGGAUCCGAGCGUGUCGGCUGAGUGGAAGUGGAGGUGGCGGCCAGAGGAUAAAAGUGAAGUUUAGCUUCGCGAUUUCUUCUCAUUCGCUCCUCCACCACAGUAAAGUCCCACCGGCGGGUUCCCACACACCGUUUCCCGAUGAGAAGCCCUCGCCCGUGGGGAGGCUGCGCGAUGGUGACCGUGACGAUGAGUAAGAGCGCCGAGUGGCUGCAGGAGGAGCUGGAGUCCGGAGCCGCCGCGCUUCUGCUGCUCGACUGCCGGCCGCACGAACUCUACGAGUCGUCGCACAUCGAGGCGGCCAUCAACGUGGCCAUCCCGGGCCUCAUGCUGCGCAGGCUGAAGAAGGGCAACCUGCCCAUACGCUCCAUCAUCCCCAACAACGAGGACAAGGAGAAGUUCGUCAAGCGCUGCAAAAGCGACGUGGUGCUGCUGUACGACGAGGCCGGCCCCGAGCGACUGGAGUCCGGGCUCGGGAGCUCCGUGCUGGGGCUGCUCCUGCAGAAGCUCCGGGAUGACGGGUGCAAGGCUUUCUAUCUGGAAGGAGGUUUCAGUAAGUUCCAGUCGGAGUUCCCGGAACAGUGCGAGACCAAUUUGGACUGCUCGUGCCCCAGCAGCUCCCCACCAUCCUCUGUCCUCGGCCUGGGAGGCCUCCGCAUAAGCUCCGACUGCUCGGACGGAGAGUCCGACCGCGAACCGGGCAGCGCCACCGAGUCUGAGGGCAGCCCGCUGCCCAGCAACCAGCCGGCAUUCCCCGUCCAGAUCCUGCCGUAUUUGUACCUGGGCUGCGCCAAGGACUCGGCCAACCUGGACGUGCUCAGCAAGUACAACAUCAAGUAUAUCCUCAACGUGACUCCCAACCUGCCCAACAUGUUUGAACACGAAGGCGACUUCAAGUACAAACAGAUCCCCAUCUCUGAUCACUGGAGCCAGAAUCUCUCGCAGUUUUUCCCAGAGGCCAUUUCGUUCAUCGACGAGGCGCGCUCCAAAAAAUGCGGCAUCCUGGUGCAUUGCCUGGCCGGCAUCAGCCGCUCGGUGACCGUGACGGUGGCCUACCUGAUGCAGAAGCUCAACCUGUCACUCAACGACGCCUACGACUUCGUCAAGCGGAAGAAGUCCAACAUUUCACCCAACUUCAACUUCAUGGGCCAGCUGCUGGACUUUGAGCGGACACUGGGACUGAACAGCCCGUGCGACAACCACGCCGCCUCGCCCACCAACGAGCAGCUCUUCUUCACCACGCCCACCAACCACAACGUGUUCCAACUCGACACGCUGGAGUCCACGUGAGGUCCGCACGGGAGUGCCACCCCUGUCUCUUUUGGGUUGAGGUGAUCCGGUAACCACGGUAACCACGUGGUUGCGCUGUAGGCGCUAGCAGCCGCUUUGAUGAAUGUUUUAGCUCCGGGGAGCACGGGAAAGUCGAGGUCGCAGACGGCGCCUCGGAAGCGGCAAGUUUUUAAGAAAGCGAAGGACCGCUUUCAUUAAGCCAAGGAGACUUCUUCAUACAAAGAUUUUUUUUUUUUUGGUGGGGGGGCGUGGGGACACAAAAUGCGCCCCAUUUGCCAGGUGACCUCCUCAUAACCGCAGCAUGUGGAGUCUUUGGAAAAUGUCUCUACUGAAUGUAGAGUUUUUAAAAACCAAGGAAUUCACACACACACACACACACACAUUUGUACUUAUGUGCUGUUUGUAUGUUAUAGCAGGAAGAAAUGUCUAUAUGCAUUUUUUUUGGGUAUAUUUUUGUGUGCUUUUAUGCACAAAUCUAGUCAAUGUAUCUCUGU
Molecule: messenger RNA, 2120 nt
Organism: Hippocampus comes (tiger tail seahorse)
Lineage: Eukaryota; Metazoa; Chordata; Actinopteri; Syngnathiformes; Syngnathidae
Gene: dusp7
Product: dual specificity phosphatase 7
Exons: 3
Coding region: 478-1626 (382 amino acids)
Biological process (GO): peptidyl-tyrosine dephosphorylation; negative regulation of MAPK cascade
Cellular component (GO): cytoplasm; cytosol
Molecular function (GO): protein tyrosine/threonine phosphatase activity; MAP kinase tyrosine/serine/threonine phosphatase activity; MAP kinase tyrosine phosphatase activity
Source: RefSeq, a predicted model, not a curated record